Molecule: messenger RNA, 1143 nt
Organism: Canis lupus familiaris (dog)
Lineage: Eukaryota; Metazoa; Chordata; Mammalia; Carnivora; Canidae
Product: PIN2/TERF1-interacting telomerase inhibitor 1-like
Biological process (GO): regulation of ribosome biogenesis
Cellular component (GO): nucleolus
Molecular function (GO): telomerase inhibitor activity; nucleic acid binding
Source: RefSeq, a predicted model, not a curated record
GGUCCGGAGGCUCGCAGCGUUCCAGGCUGUCGACAUGUCUAUGCUGGCUGAGCAUCAGAGGAAGCAGAAGUGGGCUGUGGAUCCAAGAAACACUGCGUGGAGCAAUGAUGAUUCCAAGUUUGGCCAGAGGAUGCUAGAAAAAAUGGGGUGGUCUAAAGGAAAGGGUUUAGGGGCUCAGGAGCAAGGAGCAACAGAUCAUAUUAAAGUUCAAGUUAAAAAUAACCACCUGGGACUUGGAGCUACAAUCAAUAAUGAAGAUAACUGGAUUGCUCAUCAGGAUGAUUUUAACCAGCUUUUGGCUGACCUGAACACUUGCCAUGGGCAGGAAACAACAGAUUCCUCACACAACAAAGAGAAGAAAACUUUCAGCCUCGAAGAAAAGUCCAAAAUCUCCAAAAACAGUGUUCAUUAUAUGAAAUUCACAAAAGGGAAUGAUCUAUCAUGUCGGAGCAAAACAGAUCUUGACUGCAUUUUUGGAAAAAGACAGAGUAAGAAGAUUCCUGAGGAUGAUUCCAGCCCUGCCACUCCAGAUGGGAACUCAUCCUCCACUACAACGACCAGUGCCUUCACCAUCCAGGAGUACUUUGCCAAGAGGAAGGCAGAGCUAAAGAACAAGCCACAGGUCAUAGCAGCAGGGCCUGACUUUGCAGAGACCCAAACGGAAAGAAAAAAUGGAAAGAAAAGAAAGAAAGAGGCAAAAGAUAGAAAAGUGGAGAUAUACACCGUACCCAAGGCCAAGAAGAAGAGACACCAAGUUGAGUGGCAGCUUGGAGACCCUUGUUGGGACAAGAAUUCUGGUGUUUCUGCUGAAAAUGGAGAAGAUUGUGUGUGGCCACCUCAUGUCCAGGACAUUACCCUAAAGUCCAAGAAAAGGAGAGAAAAGAAAAACCAAGUUGAAGUAGCUAUGGACGCUACAUUACAUGACACACCUGUGAAGAAGAAGAAGAAAAAGAAGAAAGGUUCCAAAUAAAUUCUCUCGAGCUGGGGCCUUCCAGCCACUAAAGCUGUCGGGCCCUGUGUGCAAACCCUUUUGGAUUGAAGUCAGAGCAGAGUUCACCCGAGAGAGUUUGUGCACAUCUUUUGACAUGCCCGGGGGGUUGCUGAGUCUCGCCCUCUUACCACAGUUUUCCUACCACAUCUCUG